AUAAUUUUGUGUAGCGUCAAAACAGCACCAUGUAAAGAAAUUACUGCAAAUAAUUGUUUUUUUCUGUACAUUACACCAUCAAACGCUUUUAACAUGUCGCUAGUGACAUUUUUGCUUUAUCUUGAUAAAUAACAUCACAGUAAUAAAAAUAUCAAUAUGGAUCCAGUAAGACCAAACAAUAGCGAAAUGAAAGAACAAAUCGGCUCUAACCAAGCUGAACACACCAAUAUGAUACCACCCAACCGCUCCGAACAAAAACAUUAUUGCACCUAUAUGUGCCAAACUAAUCGUAUCAAGCCAUCUUCGGACCAGGAGAGAGUCUUCAAAGGAUGCUGCGUAAGACCUUCCCGCGAACUUAUUGAACAAGUAAUGGAGGAUGAACCAAAACUCGUUGAAAGAACUCAAGGCUUAUGCGAUAAUUUAGAUACAACAAAUACGGAAUGCCUCAGAGAGGCCGAUUUAUCAACAGGAUACGCUUCAACUACGACAUUGGAAAAUAGCGAAUUUUCUGACGAAAAAACAACUGAUGAAGGCGAAAAUCCUAAUUUAUUGCAUUUGACAAAAAUGCAAUGGCUCACUGAUAGUCAAACCGAUUCCACCGAUUCCAGAUCAAGUACACCACCUAUUUCACGGAGCGUAUCUUUUGCCGUCCCAGAAUCGAGUGAUUCUGAAGGAGACAUGAAGGGCUGCGUCAGCUUUGGAGAGAAGUGUCUCUCGACGAUCUUACGAUUGGACAAGGAACACAAUAUGUUUGGUUUGUCCAAUAUUACCAUCGUCGAUUCUAAAAUGCUGAAGAAAUCCCGUAAAGACGAUAAGGACCCAGCAUUUCCUCAAACAACUAUCAUACAACUGCUUUGCUGCGAGAAAAAAUGUUGUCACAAGUGCGGAAAGUGUUACAGCUGCACCGAUCCAUUUUGUUCGUCAUGCAAGUCGUGUGGGAUAGUGUGCUCACUGCCCUGCACAUUGCCCUGUGUUGUAUCUGCACGAUCUAGUAGAGCUCUACCAUGUCCUAAACCGAGUAUAAGAAUAACGCCUUGCGGGUCACCUUGCGGCAGACGUUGCAGAAGUCCAUGCAGAAGUCCGUGCUUUCCGCCAUGCAGAAGUCCAUGCUCUUCGCCAUGCAGAAGUCCAUGCUCUCCGCCAUGCAGAAGUCCAUGCAGAUCUCCAUGCGCUAGGCCGUCCAAAAUACCGUUCCUUAAGCCAACGCCUUGUAAAAUACCAUGUGGGACGUGCUGUGACAACCCACCAUGCAUGAUUUGCUGCUACAAGGGCAGGAUAAAGUGUAAGCGAGUGCCCUGUGCUAAACCAAGAUGCUUGAUGGACUGUAAUACUCGUUACGGCAUGAAGAUCUCAUUGAAGCGAAAACCAAAGUUUGAACCGUCUCCGGUCGAGAUAACGCCACGAUCAAGUUGUAUUUUAAAAAAGCCCGUAGCUGCCAGGUCCUGCCAUCACUUGCCGCGUUGUUCACCACCAUCUUCUUGCUUUCCGUAUUUAAUGCCUUGUUUCUGGCCUCCGCGAGCGAGCGCGCCGUGCAACAAUCCCUCCCGUUGCUUCCACAACCCGCCCUGUCUUCCGCCACGGAGGAGAAAGUCACCAAUACCUUCGCAAUAUUCAUGCACCCGCGAUAAGAAAUGCCUGGAUGAAACUAAAAAUUCGAUAUGUCCUAACCCGACGUGUCCUGGGAAAAACGAAACAUUCAAAGCGGAGAUAGAAAAAAGAUUUGGAAAAGGCAAAUAAAAAAUAAUGGCCGAUUCCAAGAAUACCAAGAAUCCAAAAAAUCCCAAGAACCCACAUUGCUCUUGUUCGUGUGAAAAGAAAGUUGAAACUCCAUGCGAUGAAUAUAUUUUCUACCCAAACAUUAAGAAGAAAGCC
Molecule: messenger RNA, 1872 nt
Organism: Papilio machaon (common yellow swallowtail)
Lineage: Eukaryota; Metazoa; Arthropoda; Insecta; Lepidoptera; Papilionidae
Exons: 14
Coding region: 157-1737 (526 amino acids)
Source: RefSeq, a predicted model, not a curated record